AUGGUGAUACAAGCAGCACCAGGUCCCAAACCAGGACCAAACGGACCUAAUCGGCCAUCGCCAGUUGCAAGCAUAGCCAAGAUCGCCUCUUUGAAACGUUUCGACAACAGAGACUACGCCCUUGAACUACUCCACGAUGUCGCUAAGGCUGUGGGUCCGUUGAUGCACCACUUCAACUUUAAGCUUGGAAUGCUCUGUGAAAUGUAUCCUAAGAACCCCCAGUUAUUGGGGUUGAAUGUUAACCAUGGACAGAAGAUUUUGCUUCGUCUCCGGCCGCCUUACGCAGAGCACUCUUUCUAUCCAAUGUCUGAUCUCAUAGGCACCAUGCUUCAUGAGCUUGCGCACAAUGUUCAUGGACCUCAUGAUGCGAAGUUUUAUGCGCUUUUGGACGAGUUAACCAGUAAAUAUGAGGCUAGAGACUUUGAUGCUAGCAACUACGUGUGUGAGGAAAACACUCUCGGAAGAGGAUAUGGUCUCGGUCAAAGUACGAGCAGUAUUCGACAAAAACGACUCGAGGCACUCUCCAAAGGUAAGUACAAGGCAGAGCUGCGGAAGUUGGGAGGAGCGAAAGUUCUGCCUGGUCAGAUGAGAGAAGCGAUGUUAAGAGCGGCAGAACAACGUAUUAAGGACUCGAAAUGGUGCCCACUGGGUGAGGGUAUCAUAAACGUCGAAGAGCUAACUGCUGGACCUAAAUUGAAAGAGAGGGUGGAAGGUGGAAAUGUUGUACAGAAGUCGAAGAUGCAGCAGUUCAAGGAGGUGAUUGACUUGACGGAGGAGGAGCCCAAGGAGGGCGAUAAAGACGAACAUGUGGAUGUAAUCGAUGUUGAUGCCUGUGAGCAGAAUCCAUGGGAUAAGUUGCAACCAUCGUUGGCAGACGAUCCAAGUUUUGGGACUGGACAUUUCGGGCUGGGAAAUUUUCGUUUGGACAGUGGGUUUGGCUUGAACAGCAGCUUUGGAAGUGGUGGGAGUGAUCUGUCGCCAGUUAUUUACCGGGUGUCGAGUUCGCCUGGUAAAACCUUCAUUGGCGAUGAGCUACAGUAUCCACGUCGAAAGAUGGUGGCGGAUAUGGACUUUGAUCAUAUCAUUCAAUGUAAUUUGAUUGGUAAAACCAAGUCCGUUCUGCCUUCGACAGAGGUAGAAUCGACUGCAGGUGAGAAGAAGGACAAGAAAGAAAAGGUAAAGAAUAAGAAGAAAUCUGGAGGUAGUAAGAAGAAACUGGAAGUUGGAGAAGUCAGCGUGGGUGCUAAUGCGAAGAUUGAAAGUUCUGCGCCCGUUGAUGCUUCAAUUGGGAGCGAACCAGGCCUCCCCGCUUCUAAUUCAUUUCCAACCGAAUCUUCAGACUCUCUGGUGAAGAGAUCACACAAGACCGGAGAUAAAGCACCCACUCAGAAGAAAAAAAAGUCGAAAUCGAAAUCGAAAGCGAAGUCUAAGUCUCAGGUAGAAUCCGAGCUGGCACAACGAACGAAAGAGGUUCGUGCUAUAUCAUUUGAGGAGCUUCUUCAAGGUUCAGGAUGA
Messenger RNA from Sungouiella intermedia, 1515 nucleotides. The record is from the annotation of a GenBank genome assembly. Lineage: Eukaryota; Fungi; Ascomycota; Pichiomycetes; Serinales; Metschnikowiaceae.